Prunus mume (Japanese apricot) is the source of this 3283-nucleotide messenger RNA. Its product is annotated as Leucine-rich repeat protein kinase family protein. Lineage: Eukaryota; Viridiplantae; Streptophyta; Magnoliopsida; Rosales; Rosaceae. The record is from RefSeq and is a predicted model, not a curated record. Gene Ontology annotation, biological process: protein phosphorylation. Gene Ontology annotation, molecular function: ATP binding; protein kinase activity; protein binding.
GCAGCAGUUGCCAGUCGCAAGACCAGAGGGCCUUUUUUUUCUCAUUCGGUGGGCCCCCACAUGGCCAACCAUUCUCGCUUCCCCAGAUGGAAAAACAUUAGACCUCCUGCUGCCCCCAUCAAAGACUCCUUCUCACUCCAAAUCACUCUCACUGACUCCCUCACUUACCCUCCCGUCCACCACCGUUCUCUCCUUUCUGUUUUUCCUUCUUUUUUAUUUUCUUUUAUUUUCUCUGUAUUUUAUUAUCCAUUAUUCGGGUUUGUUGGUUGGGUUUUCACCUUGUACCUUUUUUAUUUAUUUUUAAUCUCUCUCACUGUUGCCUGUCUUUGCAACUUUAUCUCUCUGUAGCUCACGCUCGCACUCACUUUGCUUUUUCCUCAGAGCCAUUUUUAUGGUCUCCUCCUCUCUCUUCUUCAUCUUUUCACAACGCCAUGGAGAUUUCCUUUCUCCUUUUCUCCCUUCUUCUUCUCAUAGCUUCCUCCUCUGCUCAAAUGCCAGGGUUUGUGAGUUUGGAUUGUGGAGGUGAAGGAGUUUUCACUGAUGAACUGGGUCUGGAGUGGACUCCUGAUCAACUUAAUUAUGGCGAAACAAGCUUUAUAUCUGUUGUGAAUGACAAGAGGAAGCAAUACUCAACAUUGAGACGGACUAGGUACCUUCUAAGAGCGACAUUCUUGUAUGGUAACUUUGACAACAAUAAUGUUUAUCCCAAAUUUGACAUUUCUCUUGGGGCAACCCAUUGGUCUACGAUUGUCAUUUCGGAUGCCACUACCAUAGAGAUGCGAGAGCUAAUAUUUUUGGCUACUAGUCCUACUGCCAGUGUGUGUUUAUCCAAUGCUACGACUGGGCAGCCUUUUAUAUCAACUCUUGAGCUUCGACAAUUCAAUGGUUCGGUGUAUUAUACUGAUUUUGAACAACAGUUCUAUCUCAGUGUCUCUGCCAGGAUUAAUUUUGGUGCAGAUGAUGAAGCUCCAAUCAGGUAUCCUGAUGACCCUUUUGAUAGAAUAUGGUUAUCAGACUCUGUCAAGAAAGCAAAUUUCCUCGUUGACAUUGCUGAUGGAACCAAAAAAGUGUCAACUAAGUUGCCAAUUGAUGUUAAUAAGGAUGAAAGACCACCUGAAAAAGUGAUGCAGACAGCUGUCGUUGGAACAAACGGAUCGCUGACUUACCGACUAAACCUGGAUGGUUUUCCUGGUUUCGGAUGGGCAGUCACCUACUUUGCAGAAAUUGAAGAUUUGGCUCCAGAUGAGUCCAGAAAGUUUAGGCUAGUGCUUCCGGGAAAUCCUGAACUCAGCAAACCUAUUGUUAAUAUCGAAGAAAACGCUCAAGGAAAAUAUCGUCUGUAUGAACCAGGAUAUACAAACUUAUCCCUUCCAUUUGUAUUAUCUUUUAGAUUUGGGAAAACGUCUGAUUCUUCCAAAGGGCCACUCUUGAAUGCAAUGGAGAUAAAUAAGUAUCUGGAAAAGAAUGAUGGUUCUCAAGAUGGAGCUGUUAUUUCUAGUUUUGCUUCACACUAUUCAUCAGCAGACUGGGCACAUGAAGGUGGUGAUCCAUGCCUUCCGGUUCCUUGGUCUUGGGUUGAGUGUAACUCAGAUCCACAACCAAGAGUAGUUAAAAUUAAAUUAUCUAGUAAGAAUUUGACAGGGGAUAUCCCUUCCGACUUAACAAAGUUGAGCGGCUUAAUUGAGUUAUGGCUUGAUGGAAACUCACUGACUGGUCCAAUACCUGAUUUCACUGGAUUUGUAGACUUGAAGAUCAUUCAUCUCGAGAACAAUCAGUUGACGGGUGGACUGCCUUCUUCUUUAACGAACCUACCAAGUUUGAAGGAACUGUAUGUGCAAAAUAAUAUGUUAUCUGGAACAGUGCCGUUGGGUCUUCUCAAUAAAGUGGUUUUGAACUACACUGGAAACGUUAAUCUUCAAAAAGGGAAAACAAGUGGGAGCCGUGUAAACAUUAUUAUUGGUACAUCAGUCGGGGCUGCUGUCUUGGUCAUGGUUACCAUUGUAUCUUGCGUACUUUUGCGCAAAGGAAAGAAGAAAUAUUAUGAUCAAGACCACCAACUUGGGCGUCCUCUGCCUGGGCAAGGCCUACUCUCUUCCAAGAGUGAUUCUGCUCCCACUGAAGCUGCACACUGCUUCUCUUACUCUGAAAUUGAAGAGGCUACUAGAAAUUUUGAGAAGAAAAUAGGUUCUGGAGGUUUUGGAGUUGUUUACUAUGGUAGAAUGAAGGAUGAAAGGGAAAUUGCAGUCAAAGUUCUAACCAGUAAUUCGUACCAGGGAAAACGAGAAUUUUCAAAUGAGGUAACUCUUCUUUCAAGGAUACAUCACAGAAAUCUGGUACAGUUUCUUGGGUAUUGCCAAGAAGAUGGAAGAAGUAUGCUUGUUUACGAGUUCAUGCAUAAUGGAACUCUCAAAGAACAUCUUUAUGGCCCAUUAACACGUGAACAGAGUAUCAAUUGGAUCAAGCGCCUUGAGAUUGCUGAAGAUGCAGCAAAAGGAAUUGAAUACCUUCAUACAGGCUGUGUUCCGGCCAUCAUUCAUCGGGAUUUGAAAAGCAGCAACAUUUUAAUCAACAAUCACAUGAGAGCAAAGGUUUCAGAUUUUGGUCUUUCCAAACUUGCAGUAGAUGGAGCAUCCCAUGUGUCAAGCAUAGUUCGGGGGACUGUAGGGUAUCUGGAUCCCGAGUACUACAUCUCCCAGCAGUUGACAGACAAGAGUGAUGUCUAUAGUUUCGGUGUCAUUCUUCUUGAGCUGAUAUCCGGUCAAGAAGCGAUAUCUAAUGAAAACUUUGGUGUUAAUUGCCGCAACAUAGUCCAAUGGGCAAAGUUACACAUCGAGAGCGGUGACAUUCAAGGCAUCAUCGACCCCUCACUGCAUGGUGAAUAUGACAUCCAGUCAAUGUGGAAGAUAGCAGAGAAAGCCUUAAUGUGUGUUCAAGCACAUGGAUUCAUGAGGCCAUCAAUCUCAGAAGUUCUCAAGGAAAUCCAAGAUGCAAUCUCAAUGGAAAGGGAUGCUGGAGCAGCAAGAGAUGGUACCUCUGACGCAUCAAGGAAUUCAAUUCAUUCUUCCUUGAACUUGGGUUCCAUGGAUCUUGGUGGAACAGAUAACUUCUUGUCAAUUGAUGAGUCUAUCGCACGGCCAACUGCCCGAUAGUGCGAUUUUCUUGGCAAUGUAUAUAUGACAUUAUAAUUUUUUUUUUAAGGAGAGGAUCAAAAUAGGUAUUAUUGUAGUUGCAAAUUUUGAUCUUGCAAAUUAUAUUAGCACAAUGGAUGCUGUAUUGGAUUUUU